GUUUGUACAGAGGUAAGACCUGCAUUGGAUGAGGAACUUCCGUCCCCAUAUAUCGAGGAAUUUAGAUAUGCUCUGGAUGCAGAAAUUCUUAAAUACAUUGCUGAAGCUUAUCCUAAAGGUGUCUGCUCGAUUUACUGUGUGAGCGGAAAAGAUGUGGAGGGUCCCAGAUCUGAUUUUGAACUUGUGGUGGUGAUAUCUGCUUCUAGGCACAGUCCACAAAACUUCUGCAAUGGUAGCUGGCGUUCGGUAUGGAACAUUGAGUUCAAAGAUGACAUACAAGUAGUUGAUUUAAAGGGAAAAUUGCAGGUGGGUGCCCAUUAUUUUGAGGAGGGGAAUGUGCAGCUAGACGCUAAACAUGAAUGCAAAGAUUCAACUAUCAUUCAGGCUGCUGAAGAAUCUGCAAUUAGCAUAGCCAGCAUCAUCCGCCACCAUGAGACAGAAUACUUGUCAUCUCUUGAGGCAUCCUACUCAAACUUGCCAGAUACCACUUUCAAG
Molecule: messenger RNA, 495 nt
Organism: Morus notabilis
Lineage: Eukaryota; Viridiplantae; Streptophyta; Magnoliopsida; Rosales; Moraceae
Product: F-actin-capping protein subunit alpha-like
Exons: 6
Biological process (GO): barbed-end actin filament capping; actin cytoskeleton organization
Cellular component (GO): F-actin capping protein complex; actin cortical patch
Molecular function (GO): actin filament binding
Source: RefSeq, a predicted model, not a curated record